CACCGAUCCUCCAGAUAUAAAUGCCUUCCUCCGAUUUCCCUCCGCGCUGUUUAUUUCUGCUUCUUUCUGAUGCCAACAAAUUCCGGUCUGAAAUUCCAGCGACGAGAGAUUGAAAGUUCAUCGUACUCGAUGCGUGGCCAUGGUUGGAUCAAUACGGUUCUUCCUGACGAACUAAUCGUUGAGAUCUUCCGGUGCCUUGACUCGAAGCUGAGUCGAGAUGCUUGUUCUCUCGUCUGCAGGCGUUGGCUUAAGCUCGAGCGCCUCAGCCGAACCACUCUGCGAAUUGGCGCAACGGGUAGCCCCGACCUUUUUGUUCAGCUCCUAGCUCGCCGUUUCGUCAAUGUAAAAAAUGUCCAUAUUGACGAGCGCUUGGCGAUAUCUCUCCCCCUUCAUUCAGGAAGAAGACGGCGCAAUGAAGUCAUGCGCUUGCCAUUUAAAUCACAUCAUGCAACUCAUAAUACUGGGACUGAAGGUGCGCCGGAGUCUUCUUGUCUGUCUGAUGCUGGGCUAAUUGCCCUCUCCAUAGGUUUUCCGAACCUUGAGAAACUGAGCUUAAUUUGGUGCUCGAAUAUCUCAAGUCAGGGCUUGACAUCCCUGGCUGAGAAGUGCAAAUUUUUGAAGUCACUGGAUCUACAGGGUUGCUAUGUUGGGGAUAGAGGUGUAGCUGCAGUUGGGGUAUUCUGUAAACUACUCAAAGAUGUAAAUUUUCGUUUUUGUGAAGGGCUGACUGACGUUGGUUUGGUUGAAUUAUCCCGUGGCUGUGGGAAAUCAUUAAAAUCAUUUGGUAUGGCUGCUUGUGCCAAGAUAACGGAUGUCGCACUAGAAGCUGUAGGCAUGCACUGUAAAUAUCUCGAGUCCAUAUCGCUAGAUUCCGAAGUUAUCCAUGACAAAGGGGUGCUUUCUCUUGCCCAAGGAUGCACACUUCUUAAAGUUUUGAAGCUACAGUGUACAAAUGUCACAGACGAAGCUUUGGUAGCUGUAGGCUCCUUGUGUCCUUUUCUGGAACUAUUGGCUUUAUACAGUUUUCAGGAAUUUACAGACAAGGGACUACGUGCCAUUGGAGUAGGCUGCAAGAAGUUAAAGAAUCUCACUCUAAGUGAUUGUUAUUACCUGAGUGAUAUGGGCUUGGAAGCAGUUGCAGCUGGUUGUAAAGGACUAACACAUCUUGAAGUUAAUGGCUGCCACAACAUUGGAACCAUGGGACUUGAAUCCAUCGGAAAAUCUUGCCCCCAACUCACUGAAUUGGCUUUGCUGUAUUGCCAAAAGAUUGUUAACUCUGGUCUUCUUGGAAUUGGUCAAAAUUGCAAGUUCUUACAAGCUCUCCAUUUGGUAGAUUGCUCGAAAAUUGGAGAUGAGGCAAUAUGCGGUAUAGCCAAAGGAUGCAGAAAUUUGAAGAAACUCCAUAUUCGACGAUGCUAUGAGAUUGGGAAUGCAGGAAUUAUAGCUGUUGGAGAGAAUUGCAAUCUCCUCACAGAUUUGAGCCUCAGAUUUUGUGAUAGGGUUGGCGAUGAGGCGCUUAUUGCCAUCGGCAAGGGUUGUUCCCUUCAUCAACUGAAUGUUAGUGGGUGCCACCGCAUUGGUGACGUCGGAAUCGCAGCCAUUGCUAGAGGUUGUCCCCAAUUGAGUUUCUUGGACGUAAGCGUUCUUGAGAACUUGGGAGAUAUGGCAAUGGCUGAGUUAGGAGAAGGCUGCCCCUUGCUUGAGGACGUGGUACUGUCUCACUGUCACCAGAUAACCGAUGCAGGUAUAAUGCAUUUAGUGAAGGGCUGCUCCAUGCUCGAAUCGUGUCACAUGGUCUAUUGUCCCAGCAUUACUGCAGCUGGGGUCGCCACUGUCGUUUCUAGCUGCCCCAACAUAAAGAAAAUUCUGGUCGAGAAAUGGAAGGUGAGCGAGAGAACGAAACGACGUGCGGGCUCAGUUAUUUCCUACCUUUGCGUGGACCUCUAAAUCACAUUCUCGUGUUCGUGUUCGUGUUCAUGAUGGUUAAGUUCAAGUAAGAUUCCGUUAUUGUUUCGCUUUUCAGCUGCCAUUAGUUGUUGUUUUGUGCUGUAUGUUUUAUUGUAAUAUUUAAAUGCAAAAGAAGACAACAUGGGAGCAAUGGUUUUGUCAAGAGAUAAUGUUGGCAGAGCUAUUGAUGCUUUACUUAAUUAGCAUCGUUAAUAAUAAUAAUUUAUAGAGUACAAUUAAGCGGC
Molecule: messenger RNA, 2192 nt
Organism: Cucurbita pepo subsp. pepo (vegetable marrow)
Lineage: Eukaryota; Viridiplantae; Streptophyta; Magnoliopsida; Cucurbitales; Cucurbitaceae
Biological process (GO): SCF-dependent proteasomal ubiquitin-dependent protein catabolic process
Cellular component (GO): SCF ubiquitin ligase complex
Molecular function (GO): protein binding
Source: RefSeq, a predicted model, not a curated record